AUGGUUUCCUGGCAAAGUCUGGGUCUUACUGAGUUCCACGAGGAGCUGAGGACCUUCUCGCUGAUCGUGGAGGCCUGGGACUGGGACAACCACACACGGAACAACAAUGACGACGAUCUCCUGAUAGUCCGUGGAUCUCGCACUGGGAUGAUGAACCCCGGAGACAGCUGGCAGACCUUCCCCAUCGAGGGCACGGCGGCGCACGUCUCGUACCGCAUCCGGGUCCGCUGCGACGAGAACUACUACGGCAACAAGUGCAACAAGCUCUGCGUGCCCCGCGACGACUACUUCGGGCACUACCGCUGCGAGCCAUCGGGGGCGCAAGUGUGUCUGGACGGAUGGAUGGGCCCUGACUGCAAGACGGCCAUCUGCAAACAGGGCUGUAACCUUCUCCACGGCAGCUGUGGCGUCCCGGGGGAGUGCAAGUGCAACUACGGCUGGCAGGGGCAGUUCUGUGACGAGUGUGUGCUGUACCCCGGCUGUGUCCACGGCACCUGCACCCUGCCCUGGCAGUGCAGCUGCGAGAGGAACUGGGGAGGCCUGCUCUGCGAUAAAGAUCUGAACUACUGCGGCCGCCAUCAGCCGUGUGUGAACGGUGGAACCUGCAUGAACACGGAACCAGACGAGUAUUACUGCGCCUGCCCUCAGGGAUACUCUGGGAAGACCUGCCAGAUCGUGGAGCACGCCUGCGUCUCUGAUCCCUGCGCCAACGGAGCCACAUGCCACGAGGUUCUGACGGGCUUCGAGUGUCACUGUCCCCCCGGCUGGAGCGGGCCCACCUGCGCUAACGUGAACGGCGCAGACGUCAUGGCCGACCUUCAGGACCCGUACCUGGUCAGUGUGCACCUGAUCGCCGAUCCGGAUCACGCCGGUUUCCUCCAACACGCCACCGACACGGUCCUGUCCUGGAUCCACCCCGACCUGCAGCUGUUCCGCGUCUCUGAACGGGCGCACCGCUCCAAGAAGCGCGCCCAGAACUCCUCUGCCCAACCCGCCUUAGCCGUCAUCCUCUUCCUCCAGGAGUCCUACGGCGGCGAGCAGCACGUCCUGUCGCUGCACCGCGCCCUGCAGAGGCCGCCGUGGCGCUUCCACCACACCGAGAAAGUUAGCAACGGCAAAAGGAUGCUACCGCUAACGCCGUGUAGCCAAGACUUUUUCACGCUAACUCCCGGGACGCCGCUGUGGGCCGUGAGACAAGUCCACUACGGGAAAGAGAUCGUCCGCUUCACCAUCUACUGCCGGCACCAGAACUACGGCCACAUGGUGCGGCUGUACAAGCUGCUGCUGCACAAGCGGCCGGCGCAGAAGAAGGAGGACUUUUGUUUCUUCGUGGUGUUUUCCAACGCCGACUUGGAGAUUCAGCUGUCGUUGAAGCGGCUGCACAAGGGCUCGGUGCCCGCGGCGCUGGACUCUGCGCUGCUGGAGGUGCGGGUGCGGGACGUGGGCGCGCUGGUGCCGCUCCUGCCGCACACCUGCCGGCCAAUCAGUGAUCUCCGCUGGCAGACGCAGGACUACGACGGCAACAAGAUACUGCUGCAGGUACAGGGUUAA
Messenger RNA from Knipowitschia caucasica, 1551 nucleotides. Lineage: Eukaryota; Metazoa; Chordata; Actinopteri; Gobiiformes; Gobiidae. The record is from the annotation of a GenBank genome assembly.